UAAACCGCUCGCCUUUCUCACUCCUCCAUCGAAAUUGGUCGGAAGAAGAAAUUUGACUGAACAACGUGAUUUCCUCUAAAAUCACGACCCUUUUCAAAAAGCCCUAGCUUUCCGUAAACACCCGCCUCAGAUUUUGUAUUACAGUCGAACAAAUUAUCUUCAAUCUGUAGUAACUUCUAUGUUCUUACAGAUUCAUCGUAACAACAAAAAGGAAAACCAAGGUAUUUUUAUAUUUUCUGGCGAAACACUCGUGACCCAGAUCCGAACGGAAUCAGAGAUCCCCGAUUUAAGUAUUCUGUGGAUGGCGAGUUGUUGAAGAGCUUCUCCCAGCUUCUUGAAUGGCGAAUCCCCGGAAAGGCAAGCUCCUUUUGAUCUAUUUUCUAUUCGUUUUUGGUGUUCCCCAUGUUUCUAGGGUUUUUGUAUGUAGUUCCAGCUCCUUUGAGCAGAAUCAACCUGAAAGCGAAAGCGAAAGCGAGGUCCCUUUUGAAAUUAGGCAGCGUGAUUUACUGAAAAAUCUCGAGGAGUUAGUGAGAAACCUUAGCGAUGUAGUUUCUAAGUUGGAGAUGAGAUUAUCUGAUAUUCCUACGGAGGUAAUUAGAGAUAAGAAACCGAAUACUGAUGCUUCGAGACGGGUAGUACCUGAGGUGGUUAGUUUAGGCGGUAGGAAAGAAGAUGGUCUGAAUGAUGGUGGAGAUGGCGGUUUGGAGAGUAAGAUUCGAGAUGGGGAUAGAACGAGAGCCGUUUCAGUGACCAAAUAUAGCCCAUUUUGGUCGGAGAGGUUCCACUUUUUGUCGGCUGUGAAACUGGACUCUGAUGCUACUUGUAUUAAUGUAUUGCCAUUUAGGGAUUUUGAGGGGCAUAGUAAGUAUGUUGUGGUGGGGGAUGAGAAAGGGAGAGUUUACGUCUUUACGAGAAAUGGGGAUGUUGCGGUUGAGCUUCGUACGAAGUCUGAAUCGCCGAUCAUGACGAUGCUUUCAUAUAUGUCUAUUUAUAAGAAUGAAACCCUUCUGGUUACCGGGCACAAGAAUGGGGCAAUCUUGAUGCAUCGGAUUUGGGAGAGAUCGAAUGGGGAGGAGUCACAUUCACUUUUUAUGGAACAUGUUGUGGAAUUUGUGGCGACUGAUGGUAGGGAAGACGAAUCGCCAAUUUCCAUCUUGGAAGUGCAUCAUGUUGGGAGAACCAGGUACAUUCUAUCUUCAGAUGUCAGGGGAAAAAUCAAGGUUUUUAGAGAGAAUGGGACAGUUUAUGGUUCUGUCAUGCCGGAGAGUAAGCCAAUAGCAUUCUUGAAGCAGAGGCUUUUGUUCUUGACAGAAAGUGGUGCUGGCUCGUUGGAUUUGAGAAGCAUGAAACUUAGGGAGUCUGAAUGUGAGGGGUUGAAUUAUUCUCUUGCUCGGAAUUAUGUGUUUGAUGCCACAGAACGAUCUAAAGCAUAUGGUUUUACAUCGACUGGUGACUUAAUUCAUGUUUUGUUGUUGGGAGAUAUAAUGAACUUCAAAUGCAGGGUUAGAUCUAAAAGGAAGUUUGAGCUUGAUGAACCACUUGUCUUUCAGGCAAUUAAGGGUUAUUUGCUUGUGAUCAGCAAUGAGAAGGUUCACAUUUUCAAUGUAUCAUCUCAGCAUUACGCUAGAGUCGGUGCACCUAGACCUCUGUUUUCUGCUGCUGUGGAUGAGAUCAGGUCAUCUUUCCUGAAUUACCAGAAUUUGGAUUUAGAGUCUGAAGGAAAGUUUGUACCCUUAAUAUCUAGUGACCGUGAAAAGCUUGUGGUUCUUGGACUCGGGGGUGGAUAUGUAGGCAUGUAUCGCUCCAAUCUUCCAAUUUUUAAAGGGGAGUUCAAUACAAUGCUGUGGACAAGCCCUGUUCUGUUUUUCAUACUCUUUCUCUUUGGAGCUUGGCAUUUCUUUGCCAAGAAGAAGGAGGCGCUCACUUCAUGGGGACCUGAUGAUCCAUUUACUGCGACUUCGCCUACUACUGGAGCUCCACUGGGAACUGGAACCAGUGAGCGAUCAUCUUUCAUAGACACUCCUUCAAGGAGUACUGAUAUGAUGGAUCUCAGAGGUGGCAGCGGCCUGAGAGGACCACCACGACGUUAUGGUUCUCCUACCGGGUAUCCCGGUGGGGCAACAAAUUCCUUUAGGCCACCUACGACAAGUGACCAUAACUCAAGACCAGCUGCAGUUGAUCCGAAUUAUAGAGCAGCGUCCGAGCUAAAAUUCAGGGGCUCCCCUUUAGAACCUCCAGGAUUUCCAAAACGAAGGGAGCCUCUAUUUGCAAACAAUCAGGUGGUGGAUGAAAGCAGUUAAAAGAAAAGUAGGUAUCAGCUAGAAAUCUUUGCUUCAAAGAGUUUCAAGUUCCUGAAUCCUGAUUACUUUUUCCUUUUUCCCGAUUGCUUGUUUGCUGGUCGGUAUGAAUGGUUUGAUCUCGCUAUAUAUCUGUAUCUCUGUUUUGUAGUUGCAUGCAAAGGAAUAGAAAGAAAAAAAAAAGUGAAAUAAUGCAAGUUUUGUUUUGACAUUUUUGUCUCCUUUGGAUCGAUUGUUUAACAUGGUAUUCACAUGGUAUCAAAGAAUGAACAUCGAGUAGAAA
This is a messenger RNA of Momordica charantia (bitter melon), 2580 nucleotides long. RefSeq names its product putative membrane protein At1g75140. Lineage: Eukaryota; Viridiplantae; Streptophyta; Magnoliopsida; Cucurbitales; Cucurbitaceae. Gene Ontology annotation, molecular function: protein binding. The record is from RefSeq and is a predicted model, not a curated record.